GCACUGGUGCUUCGAGAGAGCAGGGCCUUGUGGUUAACAGAAGGAGACCUGAGCCGGGGAUCAAAAGACCUGGCCUCUGGUCCCGGCUCUACUGACAAGCUGUGUGAUGCUGGGCAUCACCACAAACUGACCACUACUUCACUUCCACCUUCCGGACCUUGCCCAGAAAUCUCUCCUGUGGCACAUCUAAUGGGAAAUGUACGGAGAUGGAAAGUCUGGAAAAUGUAGGUCACCUAGCCCCCUUGACGUGUUACAAAGCCACAACCACUGGCUUCCCAUUUUUGAGAUGAGGGGAAAGAGGGUUCUGGCAUCCGGGCUUGUACAAGUUAACCUGUGCGGCGGUGGUCAUGAGGAGCUGGACGUCUGGAGUUCUCUUUCCUUUGGAGCAGGAAAAAGCACUCGCAAAGAUAGGGAGCCAAAUUGAUCCGUCAGCUUAGAGAUGGACAUGCUAAAGGACCUUACGUCCAUGCAGUUUGAAUAUGGGAUUGAAGAGGAAGACCGCUGCUGGCUGUAUUUGCAGGGUCGUUAUCAGGGGCGGAUGAUCGAGGCCUGUGCCCACGCAACCUUCUUCUGCAAGGUACUCCAUAAUAUGAGAGAAUCAAUACGUACGUGGCAAACUUCCAGAUAUCGCUCCAUUGGAUCGCACGCCACCGCUCCUAAAGAUGAGUUAAAGGUGGGCAUCAUUGGAGGCGGCCACCUUGGGAAGCAACUGGCUCACGUACUGCUUGAUCUUGUCCCCAUCCCUCCUGAGAAGCUGUGGAUCUCCACUCGGAGGCCCGAGGCCCUGGAGGAGUUGCAGAACCUGGGGGUCCGGUGCUUUUACCAUAACGCCUAUCUGGUGGGCUGGGCCGACGUGAUAUUCCUCUGCUGCCUGCCAUCUCAGCUGCCUAAUAUCUGCGCAGAAAUAAACACCAGCUUUAAAAAAGACGGCAUUGUGUACAGCUUUGUAGCUGCCAUCCCAAUACCCAGGUUGAAAAGGCUGCUGGACCACACCAGUAUCUUGCGGCCUCACUAUCAAUGUGUUGAAGGUUUUGCUAAUAUCUGGCAGUCCAACAGGGAAAUCACAGCUGCUCUCCAAGAUCCGGAGAUUCUUCAGGCUACCUGCCCCUACAACCCUGCUGGCGGGAUAAUCCUCAAUAUCAAGUGGUUGGAAGGAGUGUUCUACGCAGCCUUGAACACCUGCACAGCAAAGGACCUGCCCCACCCACUAACACUGCAGCUUAUAAAUGAGCUGUUCCUCUCUGUGCACACCGAUGACUGUGGGGAAGGUAAAGAAUCGUGCCCAAAACUCCAAUUACAAGACUUUGUCAGCCAGGUCUAUGCCAAGGGCCUGACUCAGAGAAGGCCUCUACCCUGGUUUGAUCUGGCUUCUGUGCAACUCAGGGAAACUCCCUUUACCAGGAAGCUCUUAACCUGUACUAGUCUCCAGGACCACAUUAUUCAUUUCUACUGUAAUGAAUUUGGCCUCUCCUUUACCAAAGAACAACAGCCAAUGGUUUCCAGAAACUGUCUGUUCUAAUAAGAGAAGAUACCUCAGGACUCAGGAUUCUUUCUCUCACUACAAUGGUCAUAUUCAGAUCAUCACAACUGACAGUGGGGACUCAUGGGACUGUUUGCAAAAGUUAGGCAAUCAGGAAUUAGAAAAUGGUACUGAUGGCUCUUUAUAAUAUAGAUUAAAAUGAGAGGUCCUUUACAUUGGUAUAUGUGUGUAUCUGUGAAACUACAUAACCCAACACACUUAAGUAAGCUGCUUCCCCAUGAGAGCCUUGCUAAUACAAAUUAUCUCUCUUCUAAAAGCUGAAUUUAAGAAGGUAUAAUGUCAUUAUUAGCUUCUUUUCCUGUAGUGGUAUAUAGCUGACAAAUGAUACAGCUUCACUUUCCUAGCAUUUUAGAUAGAGAAGAAAAAUGUGUGGUAAACAACUUAACUGUGACUCAUUUCAUGCUUAUUUUAGCUAUAUGUGACUUGGUACUAUCUUAUUUAAAAAGCUA
This is a messenger RNA of Myotis daubentonii (Daubenton's bat), 1989 nucleotides long. It is a transcript of the gene NOXRED1, whose product is annotated as NADP dependent oxidoreductase domain containing 1. Gene Ontology annotation, biological process: L-proline biosynthetic process. Lineage: Eukaryota; Metazoa; Chordata; Mammalia; Chiroptera; Vespertilionidae. Gene Ontology annotation, molecular function: pyrroline-5-carboxylate reductase activity. The record is from RefSeq and is a predicted model, not a curated record.